AUGCCAUUCGAUACCGAACAAUUUAUUUUAGAAAUACAGCAAAAUAACUGUAUAUGGGAUAAACAGGCAAAAAGUCAUCAUGAUUUGCAACAGCUACAUGUUGGUUGGACAAAUGUAGCCAAGACUUGUUCUGAAAAGUUUGAAGAACUUGAUGACAGCAAGAAGGCAGAAAAAAGGCAGAAAAAAGUAAGAUUUCAUAUUAUUAUAUACCUAUAA
Molecule: messenger RNA, 216 nt
Organism: Macrosiphum euphorbiae (potato aphid)
Lineage: Eukaryota; Metazoa; Arthropoda; Insecta; Hemiptera; Aphididae
Source: the annotation of a GenBank genome assembly